GGGGGAGAGAUAUGAGACUCACGAGAAGCAUAAAAGAAAGGUUAAUUAAGUGAGAGAAGUUAUGGGACACUUUCUGAUUGGUCUCCUUGUGGUUGCUCUGUCUAUUGGUAAUGUUAUUGAAGAGGCAUAUGGUGAAAUACCUAGACCAGUUUUGAGCGAAAUAGAGUGGAUUAAUAAGAGAGGUCCCUUUUUGGGGAUUGUAGCUCCAAACAACUAUGAGCUUAAUCCUCUCCUUGAUUCCCAAGCCUAUGUUCCAUAUCACAGACUGCCUUCGAUCGAUUUCGCAGGUAGAAAAUUUCGUUUUGGAAGUAUAUUAAACCACCGGGUGGUAAUCGUGAUGUCAGGACUAGGAAUGGUAAAUGCAGCAGUUUCAACACAAUUACUAGUGAACCUGUUUAGGCUGAGAGGAGUGUUGCACUAUGGAAUCGCUGGGAACGCAGAUGUUAAUCUUCAGAUUGGUGACGUCACUAUUCCUAGAUAUUGGGCCCAUUCUGGUCUCUGGAAUUGGCAGAGGUAUGGAGCUGGAAUAGACAACGAACUAGCUUUGGAAGGAGGCGGAGACUAUACUCGGGAAAUUGGUUAUCUAGAGUUUGCCAAGUACACUAACGGAAGUGACAACUUGCUCAACAGAAUUUGGUACCAGCCGGAAGAAAUCUUUCCGGUCACAGGAACUCCAGAAGUCCGGGAACAUGCCUUCUGGGUUCCCGUUGACGAGUACUUCUUGGAUAUUGCAAGCAAACUCGAGAACACGAAGCUACCACAGUGCGUGAACACCACGUGCCUCCCUCGACCACCAAAGGUAACCAUCGUUGACCAUGGAGUGAGUGCAAGCGUCUUCGUCGACAACGCCGCUUACCGGACUUUCCUCCGCUCCAAAUUCAACGCCACCGCGGUGGAAAUGGAAAGCGCCGCCGUUGCUCUGAUCUCUCAUCAGCAAAACAUCCCUUUUAUCGUCAUCCGUGCCUUGUCCGAUCUCGCUGGCGGCGGCUCCGAGAUCUCUAACGAAGCCGACAUUUUCGGCAGCCUCGCUGCGGUAAACUCUGUGGAUGUUCUUGUGAAGUUCGUUGGUUUGUUGCCUCAAUACCGCGGAAGCAAGGUUCAGUCAGAAUAAUAAGUGUUGUCGUGUUGAUGUGUAUUUUUAACUACGAGCAUGUAACGUUAAAUAAGAUGUAUCUGCCUUGAACUUUUCUAUUUCAUGAAUAAGAGAUGUGUUGUGUUCACA
Molecule: messenger RNA, 1222 nt
Organism: Brassica oleracea var. oleracea
Lineage: Eukaryota; Viridiplantae; Streptophyta; Magnoliopsida; Brassicales; Brassicaceae
Product: bark storage protein A-like
Exons: 5
Coding region: 62-1111 (349 amino acids)
Biological process (GO): nucleoside metabolic process
Molecular function (GO): catalytic activity
Source: RefSeq, a predicted model, not a curated record